CCCAAGUCCGACAAACGAGGGCAUCCAUCGGAUUCGCAAGCUACUUGUUGAAGCUCAAGAGUGCAGUGGCCAGGGAUCUUUGAAGCAUCAUGGGCGCAGAUGACGCAGCUGCGAAGCGCGCGACAUUCCUCUCAGCGCGCCGCGUCCUCAAAUCGUUGCACCUCGGCCGCGACUAUGGCAGCGUCCGCGUGCUCGGGUCGCAGGCCGUCAACGCCGCGUCGCACGGCGUCUUGGGUGGCCUCUGCGUCCACAGCCUCAACCACACGCUCUUGGUCUGCGACGUGACCCAUGCGUGCAUUCGCGUGCUGGACGUACGGUCCCGCGCCGUGCUCCACUCGAUCGGCAGCCGCGGCGGCAACCCUGGAAAAUUCAUCGAGCCCGUCGGCAUUGCGCUGAAUGCGCUGAAUGGCCACUUUGCGGUCUCAGAUGCCAAGCUCAACCGGAUUCAAGUGUUCUCCAUGCAGUACGAGCUACUCGGGCACUUUGGGAAGCCAGGCAAUGACGCAGACGAGUUUCAGACUGUAGCGGGUCUGAGUUAUACGCACGACGGUCGCCACUUGGUCAUCGCCGACAAGGGCAACCACCGCGUCAAGAUCGUGACACCGCAAGGACUGUUGGUGCGCAUCAUUGGCGAAUUUGGUGACAAGAGCCACCAGUUCAACUCACCCUGCGACGUGGCAGUCAACAAACGCGCCGAGCUCUUCGUUGCCGACCGCGAGAACAACCGCGUUAGCGUCUUCUCGCACCUCGGCGAGUUCAUCCUCUACUGGUUCGUCCCAAGCCCGCACAGCGUCGCGAUUGCGAUAGAGGAUGCGACCAGUGGCGACGCGGGCGACAUUGUGGUCUGCGAUGCGCAGCACCUGCGGGUGUUUUCGCAGACGGGGUUGCUCGCGCUCCAAGUGCUUCUGCCGGACACGACAGGUGUCGUGUACGCACAGAAACGCUUUCUUCUCACCCAAUUGCCAUCACUCGUGACAUUCUGUGCACCCUACACGAGCGUUGCUGCCGGCGCGCUCACCAUCUUGCCUGUCGCCGCGUUCGAGAUGGUCUUGCAGUAUCUCUCGUACCAGGAUGCGAUUCCGCUGCGUCAGACCAACCGGUUUUUCCAUCGGACAUGCAAACAUCUCCGCGACACGUGGCAGCUCUUCCCGCUCACAAUCGGCGAGUCGCCGCGGCGCCACUACGGUGUCCUUGUCGCAAAAGCCUCUGGCCUCAAAGCCAUCCAUGCCCUCUACGCAAAGUGGGGCGAGCAGUCGUACGCGGUCAUUCCGCGGCCCGAGACGCACGGGCUCAGGUUUGCCUCGACGUUCCAAAGCGCAAUCUGCGAACACUUUGGUCCGAUGUUUUGGUUUCAGCACGAGCCGUCGCUUCUCAUCAUCUUCCAGUACUACGCUGACGCGGACAAAGUGCUUCGGCGCAAGGGCUUCAUCGAGCUCGUCACAGUGCUCACCGAGAUCCAAGCCAAUGUCCUCGAGUGGCACCACUGCCGUGCCUUUGCCGACGCCCGUCGGUCGGUGCCAAUGCGACGAAAACAAUCUGUCUCGGGGCUCGAGCGACUUGAAGCGGCGCAGAAUUACCAGCUCGAUAAGCUCGUGUCCAAGCUAAAAUCAUUGGUUUAGAGCGCUUCGAUGGCAAGCGAAUGGGCGUGUCGACGGCUGGCUGUGGUGUCAUGCACCUCCAACACUGAAGCAGCGUUGAACUAGCGACACAUACAGGUUUGAUGUACAUGGGUCGCGGGCCUUG
Molecule: messenger RNA, 1743 nt
Organism: Saprolegnia parasitica CBS 223.65
Lineage: Eukaryota; Oomycota; Saprolegniomycetes; Saprolegniales; Saprolegniaceae
Exons: 5
Coding region: 90-1619 (509 amino acids)
Biological process (GO): protein polyubiquitination; proteasome-mediated ubiquitin-dependent protein catabolic process
Molecular function (GO): ubiquitin protein ligase activity; protein binding
Source: RefSeq, a predicted model, not a curated record